AUGGCAGACCUCCAGCACUCGACUACGUGCGAGGAUGGGAGCUCUACCAAGUCCAUUACACAUCAUGUUGCAGGUCAGGAACGAAAGUUCUCUCGCUCUCCCCAUCCAUACCACAGACGGGGUACAAGCCUUCUCAGUGUACAGAACGGAGAUGAUGAGCAUCCACAACCAAGCGACAAAGGCAAUGAGCUUCUAAGUGGCAUUUCUUCGAGUGAGAGCGGUACUGAAGCGGACGAUGAGCGCGGCCGAUUUCUCAAAGGUCUUCCUGCGCCAGUGUUGAGGUCUCACAAAGGUCUACGUGAUACACCUUUUGAAGACUCAACAGCACAGCCCACUCCCUCAGCUACUCCACCUGCUGUAGAAAACAUUGCACGGAAGCUCGUUCCGCAGGUGAGGAGCAAGCAGUACACAUGGAUAGUUGAUGAGGGGACAACAGAACAGAUAAUCCGGGAGAAGUAUACAAAGAGGAGGCGCUCCGAAGUAGUGCGAAGAACUACAGAGAUAGUACUAUUCUUUUUGGUCGGCCUCGUCGCAAGCUAUGGUCACUUGUCAGAGGAUGCAUUGCUGGCUUGUGGUUCGGCAAUCGCUUGUCAAUUCGCUCUUGUUACUUCUCUCUACCUGCUAUAUCCUGUCCGCGCGGCAUUUCAGGCAAGGCAAGCAGGUCACAGUGUCAACUCGUCUAUCAGCCGGGCUUUUCACAUUCCGUCAAGGUUCGAUCCUGCGCCGCUACUCUACCCGGUCUUCCUACCACUCGUGGUGUCCAUAUCGCUUAUAUCAGCAUCGCGGAGUUUUGUGUUGCCGAAUGUUAUUCUUGGGAUUUCCUCCUUGUCCCCACGGGCUAUACCUACUGCCAUAUAUCCUGCAGGUCUUGAUACCUUUCAUUGGCUCCUGACAAUGGUGCCCCUCAUCUUUGUAAAUGUGCCAGUGCACCCUUCUCUUGAAAAUAUGACUCUGCUUUACCCGCUGCACGUUUGCACCAAUCGGACCGUAGAAUUUCUGACUACCACAAGCCUCGACCCUACUGAGCGGCAUCUCCUGGUUGCGGCUCUGGUUGAUCUGUAUCUCUUUGCCGAGUCCGCUCAAUCCGAGAUACUGAAGGCCCUGCUUUGGCUUGGGCCUAUGCUGCUUUUCGUCGCCUGUCUCAAACCACUUCAGUGGGAAUUAGCUUUGGCAAGAAUUCCAUCUUGGCGUCUCCGGAAGAGCAAUCGGCGACCUCAUUCGAGCAAGUCACUAUUACAUACAAUGGACAGAACAAUUUGCGCUCAGUUCGUAAGGCUGGUGGCAAGGGACAAGUCUAGGCAGUCGAUUGAUAGUGAUGACGAUGGUGACAUUAAACCAACUGUGAAGAAGGGCAAAGCUGCUCCAAAGUUGUCGAUUACCACAAGUGGACUCCUCAAGCACCCAAUGUCCGGUUUCAUUGACCACAUCAGCGCCUCAGCCGUGCAGGAAGAUGAGCAAUCUCGCCGAUCAGAGUCGGUUGGUGACAGUUUAAUUGAUCACGACUUCACUCCUCGAAGACGACACACUAUGCCGGCAGGUGGAACGAAUUCCGUACAGAAAUACAGAACUACAUCAAGUGGUCGGCCCAAACGCUCCGUAACCAUUGGCUCACAGUCGUUCCUCACCUUGACGCCAGCACAAGCGGCUACUCGCAAGUGGGCAUAUGCUGCGUUUGUCUACACAGCAGUGCUUUUCAUCGUACUCGGCCCAAUCCGUACUUACGUCAGUUUCUUUGCUCUGGAAGGGUAUGAGCCAUUCGGCUGGGCUCUUGGUUACCUGCUUGGCAACAACUCUCGAUUUCGAUUCUGGGUUUCGUCAAGAUGUCUAGACACGUGGAUUCGGUUACCCCAUUUGUCGAGUCAUCACUCUCCUGCUCCAAUGGGCUGGAUGGAACGGCUGAGGCAGAUCACUCUGGGGCCGGCCAAUAUGCGCAUUAUCCUUUGUGUUUACUGUAUCCUUGUCCUUGUUGCUGGCAUGGCUACCGUGCUCGAGCUCAGCUCUAUAGCAGAAGUGGACACACGACGCAAGGUGUUUCACGGUGUCAUGGUUGUCAUGCUUCUACCCACUAUUUUUAUAGACCCUUGUUUCAUCGCUCUGGCUCUUAUACUGAUUCUCGCCAUCUUCUUGCUGCUGGAUCUGUUCCGAGCGUCUCAGUUACCGCCAAUAUCCAAGCCUCUCACCGCAUUCUUGGCACCGUAUGUGGAUGGCAGAGAUUAUCGCGGACCCGUUAUUGUGUCGCACAUCUUUCUUCUCAUCGGCUGCGCCAUUCCUCUCUGGCUGUCUCUGGCGGCCGUUCCUAGAAGUGGAGAAUAUCCUUGGCGUGGAUGGGAUGUCAGUGCGAGAGAUGUUAGCAUGAUUAGCGGCAUUGUUUGUGUUGGUAUGGGAGAUGCUGCUGCAUCCCUCAUUGGCAGGCGCUAUGGUCGCCACAAAUGGUACUGGGGUGGUGGAAAAAGUCUUGAGGGCAGCCUGGCGUUUGCGGCCGCGGUGACUGUGGGCCUGGUUACCGCUUAUACAUGGCUGAGAGUUGGAGGAUGGGUAGUUUAUGACUGGCGGCCUUCUGUCCUUGUGCUGGGGAAGGCUUGUUUGGCAGCCACGGGGGCUAGCUUGACAGAAGCCGUUCUCACCGGUGCAAACGACAACGUGGUCGUUCCGGUUGUGCUGUGGCUACUGGUCAGAGGGCUUAGACUCUAG
Messenger RNA from Endocarpon pusillum Z07020, 2691 nucleotides. RefSeq lists its product as uncharacterized. The record is from RefSeq and is a predicted model, not a curated record. NCBI's taxonomy places the organism in Eukaryota, Fungi, Ascomycota, Eurotiomycetes, Verrucariales, Verrucariaceae. The coding region runs from base 1 to 2691 and encodes 896 amino acids. The transcript has 2 exons. Gene Ontology annotation, molecular function: dolichol kinase activity. Gene Ontology annotation, cellular component: endoplasmic reticulum membrane. Gene Ontology annotation, biological process: dolichyl monophosphate biosynthetic process.